Diaporthe citri is the source of this 435-nucleotide messenger RNA. RefSeq lists its product as uncharacterized. The coding region runs from base 1 to 435 and encodes 144 amino acids. Lineage: Eukaryota; Fungi; Ascomycota; Sordariomycetes; Diaporthales; Diaporthaceae. The transcript is spliced from 2 exons. The record is from RefSeq and is a predicted model, not a curated record.
AUGAUGCAGAAGGCGGCUGGUGGUAUCACAAAGGCUGCCCGGGGCCCAGGGGGAGAGCGCCCGUGCCCUGGCCCUGAUCGUCUCCCGGAGCUGCAGCAAGCAGAACAGGAAGUGCUGCCUGAUGCGCAAGACAAAGGAAGAACAAUGCUGCCGAUCACUUCACAUGGGAAGCCUGUGGCUUUCCGCCCGCUCCUGUUUGGUGGGGCCACUGAGGCGAGGAGGAUGACCGACCGACCAACCAAACAGUCAAGAACGGAGCCCUGGGGAGAGUGCCCAGGGCGGCCGGCCGGGCUGCUGCUGCUCUACAUGCUUCACCCCCCACGAAUAUGCAGGCGCCGGCGCGGCGGCGGUGGCGGCGGCAGGACGCGCCCGGCAUCGUCGGCUCGGCCGGCCCAGCUCAUUGUCGAUUUUGCACCAUACGGCCUUUUUGAUUAA